This is a messenger RNA of Thunnus maccoyii (southern bluefin tuna), 1335 nucleotides long. Its product is annotated as homeobox protein HMX1-like. The transcript is spliced from 3 exons. The coding region runs from base 361 to 1206 and encodes 281 amino acids. Gene Ontology annotation, molecular function: RNA polymerase II transcription regulatory region sequence-specific DNA binding; DNA-binding transcription factor activity, RNA polymerase II-specific. NCBI's taxonomy places the organism in Eukaryota, Metazoa, Chordata, Actinopteri, Scombriformes, Scombridae. Gene Ontology annotation, cellular component: nucleus. The record is from RefSeq and is a predicted model, not a curated record. Gene Ontology annotation, biological process: negative regulation of DNA-templated transcription; regulation of transcription by RNA polymerase II.
CACUGUAUCUCUGCUUUGCUCCCUAAUUGACCUAAAUUCAGCAUCUCUGCGAUCCCUCAAGGCAGACUAUCAACACAGCCUACAAGAGAGGCUCUGACCGACACAGUCUCUAGUUGUUUUUCUUGGAGUAAUUCCUCAUCGCUUCUUGUCUUCAGUUUUAAACGAAAUUUCUGUCUGGCUCUCGGCGAUCUCGGGACUCUCAUCUCAUGGAUCGCGUCGGUACGGUUUACGCAGGCACAGACACUCCUAGCUGGAAACAAGAAGCAUUCCCGGGAAUGAUUUUGUAAUAUCCAAAUCUGGCGGGGGGGGAACUUUAAAAAAAGGUGAGAAACGCGCUGUGGAAGGUCAGAAAAAGCCAACAUGCUGGACGAUAAAGCGCCGAGAUCGAAGCUCGGUCCUGCGUCGAGAGGUUCAUCUUUUUACAUUGAAAAUUUACUGAGGAAGACAGACAGAGGGGCUUCAGCUGAGGAGAGGGUGGACACCCCGGGCUUCAAAGUUACCGUCCACAGCCCGACGAUCUGUCCGGGGCUGGAGGCGCGAUGUCUGAACGACAGUGACCGGAGCAGGACACCACCCAACACGGCGUACAGCAGCUCAGGAAGUCCGCAAUACAAGGCCAGCUACUCUGAUCCUCUGCCCAACAGCGACCGGGAUUCCCCGACUUCAACUGGGCAGGCGGAGGAGGACGAUGAUGAUGACCCGGAGGAAAAGGGGGACGACAGUGUGACGGGCGACAGGAGGCAGGACGACUCGCGCUCCUCCUGCUUCUCCCAAGAGGACGGCUGUGAGUCAGGUGACACCAAAGUGGCGCGGAAGAAGAAGACCCGCACCGUGUUCAGCCGGAGUCAGGUGUUCCAGCUGGAGUCCACUUUCGACUUGAAACGUUACCUGAGCAGCUCGGAGAGAGCCGGGCUGGCCGCGUCGCUGCAGCUCACCGAGACGCAGGUGAAGAUCUGGUUUCAGAACCGCAGGAACAAGUGGAAGAGGCAGGUGGCAGCGGACAUGGAGGCCAGCAGCGCGGCUGUAGCCUACCCAUCCCAGAGGGUCGUCAGAGUUCCUGUGCUUUAUCACGAGAACACCACCCCCAGCUUGCAUCAAGUGUCGCCACCGGUGGUCGGCUUCUCCACCUCUAUUAACUAUCCAUUGACUGCUCACUUCACCCACCCAAUGUCCUUCAUAACACCACAGAUGACCGGACUGGUGUGACGUUCAGGGUGGAGGUGAAGUUUUUGGACACCAGUUAAUCAAUUGCCACAAAAAAUGUAAAUUUUUAGUUUUAGUUCCAGGUUCUGAGGUCAGAAAUCCUGCUGAUGCACUGACAGUCUUCUUUUGUGG